UUAGUCCUGCGGUCCCUCCCUCGGGACGCCCACGCGGCCAGACCCUUGAGCUGAAGGGGCACAGGAGCUGGCAGGCGGACGCAGGGAUGGGGGGCGAGCAGCAGCAUUACUACGGGAAGCACGGAACUCCACAGAAGUAUGACCCCACCUUCAAAGGACCCAUUUACAACAGGGGCUGCACGGACAUCAUUUGCUGUGUGUUCUUCCUCCUGGCCAUUGUGAGCUACGUGGCUGUAGGGGUCAUAGCUUGGACCCAUGGAGACCCUCGCAAGGUGAUCUACCCCACUGAUAGCCGAGGCCAGUUCUGCGGGCAGAAGGGCACGAAAAAUGCGAACAAACCCUUCCUGUUUUAUUUCAACAUUGUGAAGUGUGUCAGUCCCCUGGUCCUGCUGGAAUUCCAGUGUCCCACCCCCCAGAUCUGCGUGGAGAAGUGCCCGGACCGAUACCUGACCUACCUGAAUGCUCGCCAUUCCCAGGACUGGGAGUACUACAAGCAGUUCUGCAUGCCUGACUUCCAGGACAACAAGGGUCUAGCUGAGGUGCUUCGGGAUGGCGACUGUCCCUCCGUCCUCACUCCUAGCACACCCUUGGCCCAGCGAUGCUUGCCAGCCAUCCACGCCCACAAGGGGGUCCUCAUGGUGGGCAAUGAGACAACCUAUGAGGAUGGGCACGGCAAUCGGAAAAACAUCACUGAGCUGGUUGAAGGCGCCAAGAAUGCCAAUGGGAUCCUGGAGGCUCGGCAGCUAGCCAUGCAGAUAUUUGAAGAUUACACAGUCUCCUGGUACUGGAUCGUCAUAGGCCUGGUCAUUGCCAUGGUGUUGAGCCUCCUGUUCAUUGUGCUCCUCCGUUUCCUGGCUGGCAUUAUGGUCUGGGUGAUGAUCGUCUUGGUGAUUCUGGUGCUGGGCUAUGGUAUAUUUCACUGCUACAUGGAGUAUGCCCGACUGAGUGGUGAAAUCGGCUCGGACAUCUCCCUGGUAGACCUCGGCUUUCAGACAGACCUUCGCGUGUACCUGCAUUUGCGGCAGACCUGGAUGGCCUUCAUGAUAAUUCUGAGCAUCCUUGAGGUUAUUAUCAUUGUGCUGCUCAUCUUUCUGCGGAAGAGAAUUCUCAUUGCCAUUGCACUCAUCAAAGAAGCCAGCAGGGCUGUGGGAUAUGUGAUGUGCUCCAUGCUGUACCCACUGGUCACCUUCUUCCUGCUGUGCCUUUGCAUCGCCUACUGGGCCACCACUGCUGUCUUCCUGUCCACUUCCAAUGAAGCCAUUUAUAAGGUCUUCGGUGAUCUCAACUCCUGCCCUAUUAUUGGGAAAACCUGCAACCCUGAGACCUUCCCCUCCUCCAAUGAAUCCCGCCUGUGUCCUGGAGCCCACUGCCAGUUCGCCUUCUAUGGCGGUGAGUCAGGUUACCACCGGGCCCUCCUGUGGCUGCAGAUCUUCAAUGUCUUCAUGUUCUUCUGGCUGGCCAACUUUGUGCUGGCGCUAGGCCAGGUCACUCUAGCUGGAGCCUUUGCUUCCUACUACUGGGCCCUACGCAAGCCAGAUGACCUACCUGCCUUCCCGCUCUUCUCUUCCUUCAGCCGGGCACUCAGGUACCACACAGGCUCCCUGGCUUUUGGUGCCCUCAUCCUGGCCAUUGUACAGACCAUCCGAGUGAUACUGGAGUAUUUGGAUCAGCGCCUGAAAGCUGCAGACAAUAAGUUUGCCAAGUUCCUCAUGACCUGUCUCAAAUGCUGCUUCUGGUGCCUGGAGAAGUUCAUCAGAUUCCUCAACAGGAAUGCCUACAUCAUGAUUGCCAUCUAUGGUACCAACUUCUGUACCUCAGCCAAGAAUGCCUUCUUUCUGCUGAUGAGAAACAUCAUCAGAGUGGCUGUCCUGGACAAAGUUACUGACUUCCUCUUCCUGUUGGGCAAACUUCUGAUUGUGGGUAGUGUGGGGAUCCUGGCUUUCUUCUUCUUCACCCACCGUAUUAGGAUCAUACAAGACACAGCACCACCUCUCAAUUAUUACUGGGUCCCUAUAAUGACUGUGAUCAUCGGUUCCUACCUGAUUGCCCAGGGCUUCUUCAGUGUCUACGGCAUGUGUGUGGACACGCUCUUCCUCUGCUUCUUGGAGGACCUGGAGAGGAAUGAUGGCUCGGCCGAGAGGCCUUACUUCAUGUCUUCCAAUCUCAAGAAGCUUUUGAACAAGACCAACAAGAAGCUGGUGGAGUCUUAAAGGCCCCACCUUCCCUCACCUUCCUGUAAAGUCUCACACUGGGUGCUCUGCAGCUAGGUCGGAACUGCCAGCCCAUUGGGCUGACCUGAAGUCCAGUCACUGCCACCCCCCGUCACCCAGUUACCACCAGUUUCUGGGGACCUGGAGGAUUUGUGACAUCUUUCUAUGCCAAGGGUCAGUCAGACUUUUCAUGGUGGCCUCCAAAAGACUGAGUGAAAACGAGUCAGUCCAGCCCUCAAUGGCCUGGAUGGGAAGAAGUCCCUUGAGGGCUCUUGAUGUGUCUGGCACUCGAUGGGAUCCAACCUCCGUGGGCUGCCUCAGCCUUCCUGUUCCUCUUACGGUGGGAUGGCGUUUGUGUCUGCAGGAGCUGUGGCCACAGUAAGCUGCAGCUCCUAAAGGCCCUGGUUCACGGUAUCUGCUCAGUUAGGACUGAGCCCCUUCUCAUAGCUGAACAACUGGCUCACAAGCCACCACAUGCAUUUCUUUAUUAUUUUUUUAACCUGGCUAUGCAUUAAAGGGUCUAUUAGCUUUUUUUUUUUCCUGUCUGUCUCAGCAACUGAGACGGGGCCACUGAGGAGUGCCUUCUGUAGUGGGGUAUGGUACGCGUGUGCAGCUCAAACAUCAUGUUAUAGCUGCAGUGGGGUAUGGUAGGCCUGAGUUUCCAGCUUUGUUGGGACGUAUCUGUGGCUGCCUCUCCCAGGUGGGGGAGUCUUGUGGUCUGUGGGGGGAAGCAGCGCGCCCUGUUGAGGGGAGAUAAGGGAGUGAGGCUGUUUGGUAGGCUGCUUUGAGCAGGAGGGAGGAUACCUCUAAUAGCAGCCUAAUGGAAGCCUGCCGGCUGGCUGGAGGAGCUGGGCUGAAUUUUCUCCCCGUCCUCUGCCAGUUAUUGACACAGCUCUCUUUGUAAGAGAGAAAAGAAACUGAAUCCACCCAAGGGACAAUUUCAGGGGAAGGGGUGCAGGGCAGAUGCCACGUGCCCACCGGGCCCCCCUGCCCAGUCACCUCAUCUUGAGGAUCCUUUUGCCAAAUUUGUUGAACUCAGGACCUGGUUUCCUGGUUCCCCCUUCACUGUACCUGAAGGCCCCCGACUUCACGUCUUUGUUCCUCUGUACCGCCCCAGGACCUGGAGAGGGAGAAAUCCCUGCCUGGGGUCUCCAUGUCCUGUGCCUGUUGCCAGCCCUCCCUCCUCUGUCUGUCCACACACCCUUGCGUGUAACUGCAUUCCAACCACUAAUAAAAGUGCCUAUUGUAACAGCG
Messenger RNA from Artibeus jamaicensis (Jamaican fruit-eating bat), 3464 nucleotides. RefSeq names its product solute carrier family 44 member 2 (gene SLC44A2). Gene Ontology annotation, cellular component: membrane. Gene Ontology annotation, biological process: transmembrane transport; choline transport. NCBI's taxonomy places the organism in Eukaryota, Metazoa, Chordata, Mammalia, Chiroptera, Phyllostomidae. The record is from RefSeq and is a predicted model, not a curated record. The transcript has 22 exons. The coding region runs from base 87 to 2210 and encodes 707 amino acids. Gene Ontology annotation, molecular function: choline transmembrane transporter activity.